Molecule: messenger RNA, 1565 nt
Organism: Nematostella vectensis (starlet sea anemone)
Lineage: Eukaryota; Metazoa; Cnidaria; Anthozoa; Actiniaria; Edwardsiidae
Product: WD repeat domain phosphoinositide-interacting protein 4
Exons: 10
Biological process (GO): protein lipidation; nucleophagy; autophagy of mitochondrion
Cellular component (GO): phagophore assembly site membrane; cytosol; extrinsic component of membrane
Molecular function (GO): phosphatidylinositol-3-phosphate binding; protein binding; phosphatidylinositol-3,5-bisphosphate binding
Source: RefSeq, a predicted model, not a curated record
AAUCCCAAGGGUAUACAAGAGAAAAACAAAGAUGGCGGAGUAACCAGACUGAAAGAAGCAAAAAAACCUCGAUUUUCCCCUAAUUUUCAAUUUGUCGACGCAAUUACAAUGCAGAAUGGAGUACUUCAUCUCGCAUUCAACCAGGAUCAAGGCUGUUUUGCCAGCGCACUGGAUAGCAAAGGGAUCCGGAUUUACAAUACAGAACCACUGUCAGAAAAGGCCAGAUUGGCAAUGACCAAUGAGCUGUACCAAGUUUCACAAGUUCAUAUGCUUCACAGAACGAAUCUCAUAGCAAUUGUUGGCACAGGUCCAGGCGCACGCUUCUCUAAUGACAAAGUUUAUGUAUGGGAUGAUAGUCGAAAGGAACUGGUCCUUGAGAUGACUUAUGGAUCCCCCGUCACCACAGUCAGAAUGCAAAGAGACAAGCUUUUUGUCGCUCUAAGAAAUAAGAUUCAUGUGUACUCAUUCCCCAAUAAUGUGCUGAAGCUCUUUGACUUUGAUACAAGAGAUAACCCGAAAGGUCUGUGUGAAGUAUGCCCCAGCCUAGAGAGACCAAUACUGGUAUUUCCUGGCCGAAAGUGUGGUAGUGUCCAGUUAGUGGACUUAUUGAAUAGACAGCCAGACACAUCUAGUGCGCCACUAACUAUCAACGCUCAUCAGGGUGAGCUGGCGGCUCUUGCUAUCAACCAGCAGGGUACCCAGGUGGCUACAGCAUCACAGAAGGGAACGCUGAUCCGGGUAUUUGAUACGCAGAGCAGAACACUCGUGGUAGAGCUCCGCCGAGGAGCAGACCCAGCUACUCUCUACUGCAUCAACUUCAGUCACGACUCGGCCUUCCUAUGCGUGUCAAGCGAUAAAGGCACUGUCCACAUCUUCGCGCUCAAGAACACCAAACUCAACAAGCGCUCCAGCUUAGCGAAGGUGGGCUUUCUAGGCCAGUACGUGGAGUCCCAGUGGGGCCUUGCCAAUUUUACCGUCCCCGCGGAAGUGGCGUGUGUCUGCGCAUUUGGUCAAGGCAGUUCGGUUAUAGCCGUCUGUCUGGAUGGGACUUUUCACAAGUACGUCUUCACACCAGAUGGGAACUGCAACCGUGAGUCGUACGAUGUCUUUCUGGAGCUUGGGGAUGACUGCGAGUUUUAGCCAAUAGCAGCCCAAGUUUGCAAUCGUGUCAUGUGCUGGACCAAUAAGACACUGAGUUCGCAAACCCAUGACGUGUUGAACGAGCCAAUGUGGGCUCAAAUCCGUGAUCCGUUGUCUAAUCAGCAAAUGAGAGCCCGAUGUCACUGUCACGUGUCGUGUUGAGCCAAUUAAAGCUCAAAUAACAGCGGAGGUCGCAUCCAUGCUUCGCUUGAGCCAUUGAGGAUUUCCGGUUCUCAUUCGGGGUUAUUCGGAAAUGUACUAGACCAGACUGUACAAGACACUGUUAUUCAUAUUUAAGUAUUUCUCUUUAAGACAUAUUUAGAAAUAUUCUAGAUUGCUAUAACGCGAAAAGUGUAAAAUAUGGCAAUAGUACAAUAGUAAAAAUGAAAAUCUUUAAUUUAUUAAAGACUAAAUUUUCUACAGUC